ACAUUCGAUAUUCAUAAAGGAGACAUCUUUUCUUUAUAAUAGUCACUCCUUGGUCAGCCAGUUGGGGUAAAAUAGAAUUGCUCAACAGUUUCAUCCAUAUCCGAGUACACCUAUCUAGUUUCAUUCAUAGACUGCUAAUAAAAGCUAGUUUAAAACCUGACAACAAGACAGGUUUAUUGGCAACAAUGUACUUGAUUGUGCUCAGUUGGGCUCUGUUGGCUCUUGAUGUAGCAAUUCAAGCCAAUGGUCAGUGCACUGAGAAUGAUGUCAGAUUGGUGGGUGCUAGUCUUCCUAACGAAGGAAGAGUGGAGAUCUGUAUCAACAAUGCUUGGGGCACCAUCUGUGAUGAUAGAUGGGAUGCUAAUGAGGCAACUGUCGUGUGCAGGCAACUAGGAUACUUAUCAACAGAUUCCUUAGCUCUGGGAUCUGCUCACUUUGGACGAGGAACUGGAAUUAUUGUUCUGGACGAUGUUGGCUGCUCAGGAGCUGAGGAUAGGCUGAUUGAUUGUGCCAAGGCUUCAACUGUUACAUGUGGCAAUGGUCACUUGGAAGAUGCUGGUGUACGAUGCCAAACUGGAGAUAUUGGCACCGUGUGCAACUAUGGAGAGGUUCGGCUUGUUGGUGGGUCAAAUCAAUACGAAGGUGGAGUGGAGGUGUGUAUCAAUGAUCAGUGGGGAACUGUGUGCGACAACUCGUGGGGCACAACUGAUGCCACAUUGGUCUGCAAGCAGCUAGGAUAUGCUUAUACUUCAACCGGAAUACCGUACAGCAAUGCCUUUUUCGGCUCUGGAACUGGUCCAAUAUACUUGGAUGAUGUGCAGUGUUCCUCUAGCAGCAAUCAACUGUUGGAGUGUCCUAGUAGUCCUAUUCUUACUAACAACUGUGCCCACAGCGAUGAUGCUGGAGUAGGAUGUGAAGCUCCAUGCUCAACUGGAGACAUUCGACUGGCUGGAGGCAACAUUCCAAAUGAAGGCAGGAUAGAGAUCUGUAUGAUGAACAAUGAAUGGGGCACUGUCUGUGAUGACUCCUGGGGCUCUGCUGAUGCUACGGUUGUGUGUCGACAGCUAGGAUAUUCCACAACAGAUGCUGUGGCGUUCUCUGCAGCACACUUUGGUGCUGGAAUAGGAAGUACUUUCCUUGAUAGAGUUAGCUGUGGUGGGGGAGAAGACAGUCUUAUUAACUGCCAUCGAGCUUCAUCAGUUAUCUGUUCCAAUGGUCAUAAUGAAGACGCUGGAGUGAGGUGUCAGGUUGAAGCUACGGGUAGUGUGUGCAGCUACGGAGAUGUUCGUCUUGUUGAUGGGUCAAACCAGUAUGAGGGAAGAGUGGAGGUGUGUAUCAAUGAUCAGUGGGGAACUGUUUGUGAUGACUCAUGGGGCACAGCUGAUGCCACAUCGGUCUGCAAGCAGCUGGGAUAUGCUUAUACCUCAACCGGAAUACCAUACAGCAAUGCCUUUUUCGGCUCUGGAACUGGUCCAAUAUACUUGGAUGAUGUGCAGUGCCUCUCUAGCAGCAAUCAACUCCUGGAGUGUCCCAGUAGUCCUAUUCUUACUAACAACUGUGCCCAUAGCGAUGAUGCUGGAGUAGGAUGUGAAGCUCCAUGCUCAACUGGAGACAUUCGACUGGCUGGAGGCAACAUUCCUAAUGAAGGCAGGAUAGAGAUCUGCAUGAGUAAUGAAUGGGGCACUGUUUGUGAUGACUCUUGGGGCUCUGCUGAUGCUACGGUUGUGUGUCGACAGCUAGGAUAUUCCACAACAAAUGCUGUGGCGUUCUCUGCAGCACACUUUGGUGCAGGAAUAGGGAGUACUUUCCUUGAUGGAGUUAGCUGUGGUGGGAAUGAAGACAGUCUUAUUGACUGCACUCGAGCUUCAUCAGUUAUCUGUUCCAAUGGUCACAAUGAAGACGCUGGAGUGAGAUGUCAGGUUGAAGCUACGGGCGGUGUGUGCAGCUACGGAGAUGUUCGUCUUGUUGAUGGGUCAAACCAGUAUGAGGGAAGAGUGGAGGUGUGUAUCAAUGAUCAGUGGGGAACUGUUUGUGAUGAUUCAUGGGGCACAGCUGAUGCCACAUCGGUCUGCAAGCAGCUGGGAUAUGCUUAUACCUCAACCGGAAUACCAUACAGCAAUGCCUUUUUCGGCUCUGGAACUGGUCCAAUAUACUUGGAUGAUGUGCAGUGCCUCUCUAGCAGCAAUCAACUCCUGGAGUGUCCCAGUAGUCCUAUUCUUACUAACAACUGUGCCCAUAGCGAUGAUGCUGGAGUAGGAUGUGAAGCUCCAUGCCUAACUGGAGACAUUCGACUGGCUGGAGGCAACAUUCCUAAUGAAGGCAGGAUAGAGAUCUGCAUGAGUAAUGAAUGGGGCACUGUUUGUGAUGACUCUUGGGGCUCUGCUGAUGCUACAGUUGUGUGUCGACAGCUAGGAUAUUCCACAACAAAUGCUGUGGCGUUCUCUGCAGCACACUUUGGUGCAGGAAUAGGGAGUACUUUCCUUGAUGGAGUUAGCUGUGGUGGGAAUGAAGAAAGUCUUACUGACUGCACUCGAGCUGCAUCUGUUAUCUGUUCCAAUGGUCACAAUGAAGACGCUGGAGUGAGGUGUCAGGUUGAAGCUACGGGCGGUGUGUGCAGCUACGGAGAUGUUCGUCUUGUUGAUGGGUCAAACCAGUAUGAGGGAAGAGUGGAGGUGUGUAUCAAUGAUCAGUGGGGAACUGUUUGUGAUGACUCGUGGGGCACAGCUGAUGCCACAUCGGUCUGCAAGCAGCUGGGAUAUGCUUAUACCUCAACCGGAAUACCAUACAGCAAUGCCUUUUUCGGCUCUGGAACUGGUCCAAUAUACUUGGAUGAUGUGCAGUGCCUCUCUAGCAGCAAUCAACUCCUGGAGUGUCCCAGUAGUCCUAUUCUUACUAACAACUGUGCCCAUAGCGAUGAUGCUGGAGUAGGAUGUGAAGCUCCAUGUUCAACUGGAGACAUUCGACUGGCUGGAGGCAACAUUCCUAAUGAAGGCAGGAUAGAGAUCUGCAUGAGUAAUGAAUGGGGCACUGUUUGUGAUGACUCUUGGGGCUCUGCUGAUGCUACGGUUGUGUGUCGACAGCUAGGAUAUUCCACAACAAAUGCUGUGGCGUUCUCUGCAGCACACUUUGGUGCAGGAAUAGGGAGUACUUUCCUUGAUGGAGUUAGCUGUGGUGGGAAUGAAGAAAGUCUUAUUGACUGCACUCGAGCUUCAUCAGUUAUCUGUUCCAAUGGUCAUAAUGAAGACGCUGGAGUGAGGUGUCAGGUUGAAGCUACGGGCAGUGUGUGCAGCUACGGAGAUGUUCGUCUUGUUGAUGGGUCAAACCAGUAUGAGGGAAGAGUGGAGGUGUGUAUCAAUGAUCAGUGGGGAACUGUUUGUGAUGACUCAUGGGGCACAGCUGAUGCCACAUCGGUCUGCAAGCAGCUGGGAUAUGCUUAUACUUCAACCGGAAUACCGUACGGCAAUGCCUUUUUCGGCUCUGGAACUGGCCCAAUAUUCUUGGAUGAUGUGCAGUGCUUCUCUAGCAGCAAUCAACUCCUGGAGUGUCCCAGUAGUCCUAUUCUUACUAACAACUGUGCUCACAGUGAUGAUGCUGGAGUAGGAUGUGAAGCUCCAUGUUCAACUGGAGACAUUCGACUGGCUGGAGGCAACAUUCCUAAUGAAGGCAGGAUAGAGAUCUGCAUGAGUAAUGAAUGGGGCACAGUUUGCGAUGACUCUUGGAGUUCUGUUGAUGCUGCUGUUGUGUGUCGACAGCUAGGAUAUUCCACAACAGAUGCUGUGGCGUUCUCUGCAGCACACUUUGGUGCUGGAAUAGGGAGUACUUUCCUUGAUGGAGUUAGCUGUGGGGGGAAUGAAGACAGUCUUAUUGACUGCACUCGAGCUUCAUCAGUUAUCUGUUCCAAUGGUCACAAUGAGGACGCUGGAGUAAGGUGUCAGAUUGAAGCAAUGGGCAGUGUAUGCAACUAUGGAGAUGUUCGUCUUGUUGAUGGGUCAAACCAGUAUGAGGGAAGAGUAGAGGUGUGCAUCAAUGAUCAGUGGGGAACUGUCUGUGAUGACUCGUGGGGCACAGCUGAUGCCACAUUGGUCUGCAAGCAGCUGGGAUAUGCUUAUGCUUCAACCGGAACGCCGUACAGUAAUGCCUUUUUCGGCUCUGGAACUGGUCCUAUAUACAUGGAUGAUGUUCAGUGUUCCUUUAGCAGCAGUCAACUCUUGGAGUGUCCUAGUAGUCCUAUCCUUACGAACAACUGUGACCACAGCGAUGAUGCUGGAGUAGGAUGUGAAGCUCCAUGCUCAACUGGAGACAUUCGACUGGCUGGAGGCAACAUUCCAAAUGAAGGCAGGAUAGAGAUCUGUAUGAACAAUGAAUGGGGCACUGUCUGUGAUGACUCCUGGGGCUCUGCUGAUGCAAUGGUUGUGUGUCGACAGCUCGGAUAUUCCACGACAGAUGCUGUGGCAUUCUCUGCAGCACACUUUGGUGCAGGAAUAGGGAGUACUUUCCUUGAUGGAGUUAGCUGUGGUGGGAAUGAAAACAGUCUUACUGACUGCACUCGAGCUUCAUCAGUUAUCUGUUCCAAUGGUCACAAUGAGGACGCAGGAGUAAGGUGUCAGAUUGAAGCUACAGGCAGUGUGUGCAACUACGGAGAUGUUCGUCUUGUUGGUGAGUCAAAUCAGUAUCAGGGAAGAGUGGAGGUGUGUAUCAAUAAUCAGUGGGGAACUGUAUGUGACGACUCAUGGGGCACAGCUGAUGCCACAUUGGUCUGCAAGCAGCUGGGAUUUGCUUAUACUUCAACUGGAAUACCGUACAGCAAUGCCUUUUUCGGCUCUGGAACUGGUCCAAUAUACUUGGAUGAUGUGCAGUGCUUCUCUAGCAGCAAUCAACUCUUGGAGUGUCCUAGUAGUCCUAUCCUUACUAACAACUGUGACCACAGCGAUGAUGCUGGAGUAGGAUGUGAAGCUCCAUGCUCAACUGGAGAUAUUCGACUGGCUGGAGGCAACAUUCCAAAUGAAGGCAGGAUAGAGAUCUGUAUGAGUAAUGAAUGGGGCACAGUUUGUGAUGACUCCUGGGGCUCUGCUGAUGCUAUGGUUGUGUGUCGACAGCUAGGAUAUUCCACAACAGAUGCUGUGGCGUUCUCUACAGCACACUUUGGUGCUGGAAUAGGGAGUACUUUCCUUGAUGGAGUUAGCUGUGGGGGGAAUGAAGACAGUCUUAUUGACUGCACUCGAGCUCUAUCAGUUAUCUGUUCCAAUGGUCACAAUGAGGACGCUGGAGUGAGGUGUCAGAUUGAAGCAAUGGGCAGUGUAUGCAACUAUGGAGAUGUUCGUCUUGUUGAUGGGUCAAACCAGUAUGAGGGAAGAGUGGAGGUGUGUAUCAAUGAUCAGUGGGGAACUGUUUGUGAUGACUCAUGGGGCACAACUGAUGCCACAUUGGUCUGCAAGCAGCUGGGAUAUGCUUAUGCUUCAACCGGAAAACCGUACAGCAAUGCCUUUUUCGGCUCUGGAACUGGUCCCAUAUACAUGGAUGAUGUUCAAUGUUCCUCUAGCAGCACUCAACUCUUGGAGUGUCCUAGUAGUCCUAUCCUUACGAACAACUGUGACCACAGCGAUGAUGCUGGAGUAGGAUGUGAAGCUCCAUGCUCAACUGGAGACAUUCGACUGGCUGGAGGCAACAUUCCAAAUGAAGGCAGGAUAGAGAUCUGUAUGAACAAUGAAUGGGGCACUGUCUGUGAUGACUCCUGGGGCUCUGCUGAUGCUACGGUUGUGUGUCGACAGCUCGGAUAUUCCUCAAUAGAUGCUGUGGCGUUCUCUGCGGCACACUUUGGUGCUGGAAUAGGGAGUAUUUUCCUUGAUGGAGUUAGCUGUGGUGGGAAUGAAAACAGUCUUACUGACUGCACUCGAGCUCUAUCAGUUAUCUGUUCCAAUGGUCACAAUGAGGACGCUGGAGUGAGGUGUCAGAUUGAAGCUACGGGCAGUGUGUGCAGCUACGGAAAUAUUCGUCUUGUUGAUGGGUCAAACCAGUAUGAGGGAAGAGUGGAAGUGUGUAUUAAUGAUCAAUGGGGAACUGUAUGCGAUGACUCGUGGGGCACAGCUGAUGCCACAUUAGUCUGCAAGCAGCUGGGAUAUGCUUAUACCUCAACCGGAAUACCGUACAGCAAUGCCUUGUUCGGCUCUGGAACUGGUCCAAUAUACUUGGAUGAUGUGCACUGCUUCUCUAGCAGCAAUCAACUCCUGGAGUGUCCCAGUAGUCCUAUCCUUACCAAUAACUGUGCCCAUAGCGAUGAUGCUGGAGUAGGAUGUGAAGCUCCAUGCUCAACUGGAGACAUUCGACUGGCUGGAGGCAACAUUCCAAAUGAAGGCAGGAUAGAGAUCUGUAUGAGUAAUGAAUGGGGCACUGUUUGUGAUGACUCCUGGAGCUCUGCUGAUGCUAUGGUUGUGUGUCGACAGCUAGGAUAUUCCACAACAAAUGCUGUGGCGUUCUCUGCAGCACACUUUGGUGCUGGAAUAGGGAGUACUUUCCUUGAUGGAGUUAGCUGUGGUGGGGAAGAAAACAGUCUUAUUGACUGCACUCGAGCUGCAUCUGUUAUCUGUUCCAAUGGUCACAAUGAGGACGCUGGAGUGAGGUGUCAAAUUGAAGCUACGGGCAGUGUGUGCAGCUACGGAGAUGUUCGUCUUGUUGAUGGGUCAAACCAGUAUGAGGGAAGAGUGGAGGUGUGUAUCAAUGAUCAAUGGGGAACUGUAUGUGAUGACUCGUGGGGCACAGCUGAUGCCACAUUGGUCUGCAAGCAGCUGGGAUAUGCUUAUACUUCAACCGGAGUACCAUAUAGUAAUGCCUUUUUCGGCUCUGGAACUGGUCAAAUAUACUUGGAUGAUGUUCAGUGUUCCUCUAGCAGCAGUCAACUCUUGGAGUGUCCUAGUAGUCCUAUUCUUACUAACAACUGUGCACACAACGAUGAUGCUGGAGUAGGAUGUGAAGCUCCAUGCUCAACUGGAGACAUUCGACUGGCUGGAGGCAACAUUCCAAAUGAAGGCAGGAUAGAGAUCUGUAUGAACAAUGAAUGGGGCACUGUCUGUGAUGACUCCUGGGGCUCUGCUGAUGCUACGGUUGUGUGUCGACAGCUAGGAUAUACUGCAACAGAUGCUGUGGCAUUCUCUGCAGCACACUUUGGUGCUGGAAUAGGGAGUACUUUCCUUGAUGGAGUUAGCUGUGGUGGGGAAGAAAACAGUCUUAUUGACUGCACUCGAGCUGCAUCUGUUAUCUGUUCCAAUGGUCACAAUGAGGACGCCGGAGUGAGGUGUCAGAUUGAAGAUACGGGCAGUGUGUGCAGCUACGGAGAUAUUCGUCUUGUUGAUGGGUCAAACCAGUAUCAGGGAAGAGUGGAGGUGUGUAUCAAUGAUCAGUGGGGAACUGUAUGCGAUGACUCGUGGGGCACAACUGAUGCCACAUUGGUCUGCAAGCAGCUGGGAUAUGCUUAUACUUCCACCGGAACACCGUACAGCAAUGCCUUUUUCGGCUCGGGAACUGGUCCCAUAUACAUGGAUGAUGUGCAGUGCUCCUCUAGCAGUAGUCAGCUCUUGGAAUGUUCUAGCAGACCAAUUCUGGACCAUAAUUGUGACCACAGUGAUGAUGCUGGAGUUGGAUGUGAAGCUCCUUGCUUGACUGGAGAUAUUCGAUUGAAUGGAGCAAGUGUACCAAAUGAAGGCAGAAUAGAAAUCUGCAUAAACAAUGAAUGGGGCACUGUCUGUGACGACUCAUGGGACUCUGCUGAUGUAACUGUUGUAUGCAGACAAUUGGGGUAUUCUGAUUCAGGUGCUGUUGCAUUCAGUUCUGCGCACUUUGGUGCUGGGACAGGAAGCAUUUUCCUUGAUGGUGUGAGCUGUGCUGGUACAGAGAGUAGAUUGGUAGACUGUCCUAAAAACUCCAUUGUGAUUUGCUUCAAUCAGCACUCAGAAGACGCUGGAGUCCGUUGUCAAGUUGUGGACCCAUGCUUAUCCAAUCCAUGUGAUGCAAAUGCCGAUUGCAUAAAAGAAAGUUCCUUGAGUCCAGUGUUCAUGUGUGUAUGUCGAUCUGGAUUCACUGGAACUGGAUUUGAGUGUUCAAUUCCAGAUCCUUGUUUAAGUGGUCCAUGUGAUGUGAAUGCUGUUUGUCAUCAAGGUGAUCCUCUGAACAGUGAAUUCACUUGUACUUGCAACUCUCCAUUUCAAGGAGAUGGAUUUACCUGCACAUAUCCAGAUCCCUGUAUCUCUAAUCCUUGUGAUGUCAAUGCUGUCUGUACUAGAAGCAGUGCGAAUAAUCAAGACUUCAUGUGUGAAUGCAACUCCCCAUUUCAAGGAGACGGAUUGACUUGUAUAUAUCCAGAUCCCUGUUUCUCUGAUCCCUGCGAUGCCAAUGCGGACUGCACCCGACACGGUGUUACCAACGGAGAAUUUGCUUGUACUUGUAGGACUGGGUACACUGGAAGUGGAUUCUCAUGCAGCGUACUUGAUCCUUGUCAGAGCAGUCCCUGUGAUCCCAAUGCUGAUUGUACAAGGGAUGGACUUCUCGUGAACACAUUUAAUUGCUUGUGUAUUGCUCCAUUCCAAGGAGAUGGAUUCAACUGUACAUAUCCAAACCCCUGUCUCUCUGAUCCCUGUGAUGUCAAUGCGGACUGCACCAGAGACGGUGUGACCAACGGAGAAUUUGCUUGUGCUUGUAGGACUGGGUUCACUGGAAGUGGAUUAUCAUGCAGCGUACCUGAUCCUUGUCUGAGCAGUCCCUGUGAUCCCAAUGCUGAGUGUACAAGGGAUGGACUUCUCGUGAACACAUUCAAUUGCUUAUGUAGUGCUCCAUAUGAAGGAGAUGGAUUCACUUGUACUUAUCGCAACCCUUGUCUCUCUAAUCCUUGUGAUGUCAAUGCUGACUGUACCAGACUCAGUUUGUCCAAUGGGGACUUUACUUGUAUUUGUAGGCCUGAAUACACAGGAGAUGGAUUCUCAUGCAGUGUACCUGAUCCCUGCCUGAGUAGUCCUUGUGACCCCAACGCUGACUGUGCAAGAGAUGGACUGCUCAUGACCACGUUCAAUUGUUCCUGCAUUUAUCCAUAUGAAGGAGAUGGAUUCAGUUGCAUCUAUCCAGAUCCCUGUCUCUCUAAUCCCUGUGAUGUCAAUGCUGUCUGUACUAGAAGCAGUGCGAACAAUCAAGACUUCGUGUGUGAAUGCACCUCCCCAUUUCAAGGAGACGGAUUGACUUGUAUAUAUCCAAACCCCUGUCUAUCUGAUCCUUGCGAUGUCAAUGCGGACUGCACCCGAAACGGUGUAACCAACGGGGAAUUUGUUUGUAUAUGUAGGACUGGGUUCAUUGGAAGUGGAUUCUCAUGCAGCGUACCUGAUCCUUGUCAGAGCAGUCCCUGUGAUCCCAAUGCUGAGUGUACAAGGGAUGGGCUUCUCGUGAACACAUUCAAUUGCUUGUGUAGUGCUCCAUAUGAAGGAGAUGGAUUCAAUUGUACUUAUCGCAACCCCUGUCUGUCUAAUCCUUGUGAUGUCAAUGCUGACUGUACCAGACUCAGUUUGUCAAAUGGGAACUUUACUUGUAUUUGUAGGCCUGAAUACACCGGAGAUGGAUUCUCAUGCAGUGUGCCUGAUCCCUGCCUGAGUAGUCCUUGUGACCCCAAUGCUGACUGUGCAAGAGAUGGACUGCUCAUGAACAUGUUUAAUUGUUCCUGCAUUGAUCCAUAUGAAGGAGAUGGAUUCAGUUGCAUCUAUCCAGAUCCCUGCCUCUCUAAUCCCUGUGAUGUUAAUGCUGUCUGUACUAGAAGCAGUGCGAACAAUCAAGACUUCGUGUGUGAAUGCAACUCCCCAUUUCAAGGAGACGGAUUGACUUGUAUAUAUCCAGAUCCCUGUUUCUCUGAUCCCUGCGAUGUCAAUGCGGAGUGCACCCGAGAUGGUGUAACCAACGGGGAAUUUGCUUGUACUUGUAGAACUGGGUUCACUGGAAGUGGAUUCUCAUGCAGCGUGCCUGAUCCUUGUCUGAGCAGUCCCUGUGAUCCCAAUGCUGAGUGUACAAGGGAUGGACUUCUCGUGAACACAUUCAAUUGCUUGUGUUGUGCUCCAUAUGAAGGAGAUGGAUUCAGUUGUACUUAUCGCAACCCUUGUCUCUCUAAUCCUUGUGAUGUCAAUGCUGACUGUACCAGACUCAGUUUGUCCAAUGGGGACUUUACUUGUAUUUGUAGGCCUGAAUACACAGGAGAUGGAUUCUCAUGCAGUGUACCUGAUCCCUGCCUGAGUAGUCCUUGUGACCCCAAUGCUGACUGUGCAAGAGAUGGACUGCUCAUGACCAUGUUCAAUUGUUCCUGCAUUUAUCCAUAUGAAGGAGAUGGAUUCAGUUGCAUCUAUCCAGAUCCCUGUCUCUCUGAUCCCUGUGAUGUCAAUGCUGUCUGUACUAGAAGCAGUGCGAACAAUCAAGACUUCGUGUGUGAAUGCAACUCCCCAUUUCAAGAAGACGGAUUGACUUGUAUAUAUCCAAACCCCUGUCUUUCUGAUCCCUGCGAUGCCAAUGCGGACUGCACCCGAAACAGUGUAACCAACGGGGAAUUUGCAUGUACUUGUAGAACUGGAUUCACUGGAAGUGGAUUAUCAUGCAGCGUACCUGAUCCUUGUCAGAGCAGUCCCUGUGAUCCCAAUGCUGAGUGUACAAGGGAUGGACUUCUCGUGAAUACAUUCAAUUGCUUGUGUAGUGCUCCAUAUGAAGGAGAUGGAUUCAGUUGUACUUAUCGCAACCCUUGUCUCUCUAAUCCUUGUGAUGUCAAUGCUGACUGUACUAGACUCAGUUUGUCCAAUGGGGACUUUACUUGUAUUUGUAGGCCUGAAUACACCGGAGAUGGAUUCUCAUGCAGUGUGCCUGAUCCCUGCCUGAGUAGUCCUUGUGACCCCAAUGCUGACUGUGCAAGAGAUGGACUGCUCAUGACCACGUUCAAUUGUUCCUGCAUUUAUCCAUAUGAAGGAGAUGGAUUCAGUUGCAUCUAUCCAGAUCCCUGUCUCUCUGAUCCCUGUGAUGUCAAUGCUGUCUGUACUAGAAGCAGUGCGAACAAUCAAGACUUCGUGUGUGAAUGCAACUCCCCAUUUCAAGAAGACGGAUUGACUUGUAUAUAUCCAAACCCCUGUCUUUCUGAUCCCUGCGAUGCCAAUGCGGACUGCACCCGAAACAGUGUAACCAACGGGGAAUUUGCUUGUACUUGUAGAACUGGAUUCACUGGAAGUGGAUUAUCAUGCAGCGUACCUGAUCCUUGUCAGAGCAGUCCCUGUGAUCCCAAUGCUGAGUGUACAAGGGAUGGACUUCUCGUGAAUACAUUCAAUUGCUUGUGUAGUGCUCCAUAUGAAGGAGAUGGAUUCAGUUGUACUUAUCGCAACCCUUGUCUCUCUAAUCCUUGUGAUGUCAAUGCUGACUGUACUAGACUCAGUUUGUCCAAUGGGGACUUUACUUGUAUUUGUAGGCCUGAAUACACCGGAGAUGGAUUCUCAUGCAGUGUGCCUGAUCCCUGCCUGAGUAGUCCUUGUGACCCCAAUGCUGACUGUGCAAGAGAUGGACUGCUCAUGACCACAUUCAAUUGUUCCUGCAUUUAUCCAUAUGAAGGAGAUGGAUUCAGUUGCAUCUAUCCAGAUCCCUGUCUCUCUGAUCCCUGUGAUGUCAAUGCUGUCUGUACUAGAAGCAGUGCGAACAAUCAAGACUUCGUGUGUGAAUGCAACUCUCCAUUUCAAGGAGGCGGAUUGACUUGCACAUAUCCAAACCCCUGUCUAUCUGAUCCCUGCGAUGUCAAUGCAGACUGCACCCGAAACGGUGUAACCAACGGGGAAUUUGUUUGUACCUGUAGGACUGGUUUCACUGGAAGUGGAUUCUCAUGCAGCGUACCUGAUCCUUGUCAGAGCAGUCCCUGUGAUCCCAAUGCUGAGUGUACAAGGGAUGGGCUUCUCGUGAACACGUUCAAUUGCUUGUGUAAUGCUCCAUAUGAAGGAGAUGGAUUCAGUUGUACUUAUCGCAACCCCUGUCUCUCUAGCCCUUGUGAUAUCAAUGCUGACUGUACCAGACUCAGUUUGUCCAAUGGGGACUUUACUUGUAUUUGUAGGCCUGAAUACACAGGAAAUGGAUUCUCAUGCAGUGUGCCUGAUCCCUGCCUGAGUAGUCCUUGUGACCCCAAUGCUGACUGUGCAAGAGAUGGACUGCUCAUGACCACGUUCAAUUGUUCCUGCAUUGAUCCAUAUGAAGGAGAUGGAUUCAGUUGCAUCUAUCCAGAUCCCUGUCUCUCUAAUCCCUGUGAUGUCAAUGCUGUCUGUACUAGAAGCAGUGCGAACAAUCAAGACUUCGUGUGUGAAUGCAACUCCCCAUUUCAAGGAGACGGAUUGACUUGUAUAUAUCCAGAUCCCUGUUUCUCUGAUCCCUGCGAUGUCAAUGCGGACUGCACCCGAGACGGUGUAACCAACGGGGAAUUUGCUUGUACUUGUAGAACUGGGUUCACUGGAAGUGGAUUCUCAUGCAGCGUACCUGAUCCUUGUCUGAGCAGUCCCUGUGAUCCCAAUGCUGAGUGUACAAGGGAUGGGCUUCUCGUGAACACAUUCAAUUGCUUAUGUAGUGCUCCAUAUGAAGGAGAUGGAUUCAGUUGUACUUAUCGCAACCCCUGUCUCUCUAAUCCUUGUGAUGUCAAUGCUGGCUGUACCAGACUCAGUUUGUCCAAUGGGAACUUUACUUGUAUUUGUAGGCCUGAAUACACCGGAGAUGGAUUCUCAUGCAGUGUACCUGAUCCCUGCCUGAGUAGUCCUUGUGACCCCAAUGCUGACUGUGCAAGAGAUGGACUGCUCAUGACCACGUUCAAUUGUUCCUGCUUUGAUCCAUAUGAAGGAGAUGGAUUCAGUUGCAUCUAUCCAAAUCCCUGUCUCUCUAAUCCCUGUGAUGUCAAUGCUGUCUGUACUAGAAGCAGUGCGAACAAUCAAGACUUCGUGUGUGAAUGCAACUCCCCAUUUCAAGGCGACGGAUUGACUUGUAUAUAUGCAAAUCCAAAUCCCUGUCUCUCUGAUCCCUGUGAUAUAAAUGCGAACUGCACAGACAGUGUGACCAAUGGGGAAUUUGCUUGUACUUGUAUGACUGGAUUUACUGGAAAUGGAUUUUCAUGCAGCGAUGUAGUACAACAACCAACAUGUAUCCCAGGCAACCGCAAAGCCAAUGAAGAUACAAUUGUUGCUGUCAUUGGUGAUUAUCAAUUGCCUGCUCAACUGACUGAAGAGCUACAAGGACAGUUUAAAGAAACACUUGAAAACAUUUUGAAUGCUUACUGUUCUGCUUUCCAAGCUGCAUGUAUCUUUGAUCAACUAAGCUAUGUGAGGCCAUGUGUGACUAUUGUGAAUGUUGAGAAGAGUAGUGGUGGACUUGCUGUCAUUUUUUACGCUUCUGUUGGUGAACAGAGGCUAAGUGAAGAAGCAGUAACUACUGGUAUACAGGCUGGAAUAGACAGUGGCAAUACUCAAGCAGCAGGUUUUGAGCAGGUAACUCUGAUAACAGUUGACGACUACAUGUAGCAGACCUCACUACCAGUGGUGAUAGGAGCUGCUGUUGGAGCUGUACUUGGUGCUGCUAUAUUGUUAGUAAUCCUGAUCGUGAUAAUAAUACUUUUGAAGAAGAGGAAAGGCAAAACAUACGAAUUUUAUACUAACGAUAAUGCUUUUGAAAGGUCACUUCAUCAAGAAAAUCCAGCUUUUUCUGCUAGUGAAAAUAACUACACGCUUCCAUUGAAAAAAGAUCAAACUGAUUAAAUUGAUACCAUUUUUUUAAAUUAAUAGACAUAGUUAAUGUUUAAACUGCGGACUGAAUAUACAUGACUGUUUGUUUCCCCUUAUAUUUAUUGUGGCCACUUUUGGGCCUGACAAUCGACUUUAUGGUGUUCUUAUUGCUACUUAUCACAUGGGCAUUAUGAUGAAUGUAUACAGCGUCAACAUG
Halichondria panicea is the source of this 13953-nucleotide messenger RNA. RefSeq lists its product as uncharacterized. NCBI's taxonomy places the organism in Eukaryota, Metazoa, Porifera, Demospongiae, Suberitida, Halichondriidae. Bases 186 to 13535 code for a protein of 4449 amino acids. Gene Ontology annotation, cellular component: membrane. The record is from RefSeq and is a predicted model, not a curated record. The transcript has 84 exons.